Fraxinus pennsylvanica is the source of this 645-nucleotide messenger RNA. NCBI's taxonomy places the organism in Eukaryota, Viridiplantae, Streptophyta, Magnoliopsida, Lamiales, Oleaceae. The record is from the annotation of a GenBank genome assembly.
AUGCCUCGCGUUUGGCGGCGCCGGGCCAUUUUGAACACUGGUUACAUCCACCUAAUCUUGUUUAGAGGAUUUUGGAUCCAGUCGUUAGAGAUUACCCUCCAGAAAUGCUUCGUUAUCAUGGAAGUGAAUUGCCAAGAUGCAUUUGCAAUGAUUUUUGCUGUAUCCAAGGUAGUGAUUGAGCAAUUUGGGGAUUUGUGUACACUAAUACCGAGCGAACACAGAUGUCUGUAUCUUUUGUUGUUCCAAGAUGCAUGGAAGAGAUUGUCAGUUACACUAAGAAGAGAUAGCAAAACAAUCCCAUGUUAUUCGUCGACUGAUAUCUUAGUCGAGGACUACCAACAUGAUGUUAAGCGAAUUGAUUAUCAUAAAUUAUAUCUUACAUUUCUGGCUCUAGCUACAAGAAUCAAUGGAGAAGUCGAUAUCGCGAUGCGCCUUCUUGGGAUCGCCGUCGUCGUGCUUCCCACACAGCAGCAAAGCCUGAGAGUACCGCUGCCACAUGGAAUCGACGGCAGCACCGAGAUCUGUCAUCGAGUUUUACGUGAAACGGCAGCACUCAAAGGUGACGUUGCCGCGCCCAAAUCGUGGUUGCAGAAGGUGCUGCCACACCGUUACCGUGCACCGUCCUCUUCUUUUCCUCUUUUCUGA